This is a messenger RNA of Acanthaster planci (crown-of-thorns starfish), 4471 nucleotides long. RefSeq lists its product as uncharacterized. The record is from RefSeq and is a predicted model, not a curated record. NCBI's taxonomy places the organism in Eukaryota, Metazoa, Echinodermata, Asteroidea, Valvatida, Acanthasteridae.
UCGACUGGUGUGAAGGAUUCUCCUCUACCACUACAAUGUCACAGAAGCAAAUGCCUCCUGACACCCAUAGAUCACUCUUCUAAGACUCCGACUGAUCUGGGAGUCGCUAGACAGUACAAAUCAACUCUUCCAUCAAUGACUCAUCGGCCGCAUCAAGCGGUAAUUGCCCCUUUGUUUCUCACAAACGCCUCUCCGGUGAUGGCCACGCCGCUCGUUCCGCGGUAGGGGAGAGGGCGCGUGACUCACCCCGCCCCGUUCUUGGUAUCGCGUGGUCGCCAUCCCAGAGCGGAUACGGGCCAUUAACCGACGGAAAGGAUACCCAUUUGGGGUCCUAGUAUUCAACUAGUUGCUGAGUUUGUUUCGUCUCUCGGAGCUCCUGUCCCACUGGUCACACCGAGUCAGGAUGAGUAAUCCAAGCAGUUGGCCCGGGUCAUCAGGUGUAGGCCUACGUGAAUGCUCACCCACUUUUUAUUCCAAAGUGCGCAUUGUUUCGCGAGAGUUGAAACGGAGUGUUUAAAGACCGCCCCAUUUCCGUGCAGCUCGCACUGAAUGUCACACUCUGGAACCGGCGUCAACUACCGCCUCUAAGUUAAGAUACCUCUGCGUGGACCACACCCUGCCUGUCCACAAACUUCGGAUCGCAUGUGUCUCUCCGCUCUGCCAACGGUCCGCUUCGAAGUGUACCGUGCAGACUAAAGUGUGGCGUCCACGCAGACAUUGACUGUUUGUCUUCUAAACUUAGUUCCUCUGAGAAGGAUGGAAACAAUGGGCGAGCUGCGGAUUGUGUUACUGACUGUGGCUCUGCUGAGGUUGCUGUCUUACCGGAACGGAUCUGCAGAGUCAACCCCACCAGCUGGCUUCCAUCAGCCCGGCGGUUGCCGUGUCCCAUCCAGUCCAGGUGAUCCCAACCGGCCCCGAUGUUGUGAUGGAUGGGAGCUAAUGCAUAGUAGAUGCGUGCCAGUAUGUCCACAUGGCUACUCAAGAAACCGUUUAACAGGGUGCUGGAAGCUGGUCUCGUCAGAUUCGUCUUGGACGGAAUCACGCAAGACGUGCCAGAGAGAUAACCGAUCGGAUCUCGCAAUCGUCGAUUCCAUUGAGGAAUUUGAUCUUUUAAUUUCAUUGGGUCGCAAUUGGCAGAUCAGCAUGCUGUGGAUAGGAUUGAGGGAGGCUCCUUUUGUCAAGUCCAUGGUAUGGGUCGAUGGAUCACAGUUCACCUCCACAGAUGUUUUGGCUUCAUUCAUGCCACAAACUCUCUCCAGCGGUAUCUCCUCAUCUUCAUCGACCCUGUUUAAGCAGGCCUGUGUUGCCGUUAACUUGACUAAUGGAACCCUAGAGUUAAGGGACUGUUCCGAGCCCUUGGAUUCUCUGUGUAAAACUCGCUCCCAGUGUCCACGAGGUUUUGUUCUUGACUUCAGUGGCAACUGCUACCGAUAUGUGACCCAGCGGCCGGUACCGUGGAGCAUGGCCCGUGCUGAAUGUCGGAGAGCACCGGGUGGAGACCUAGCUGUGACCAACGAGGAACCAAGGAAAGAAAGUCAGUUACUCCUGGAGAGGGUUCAACCUAGAGUAACAGAUCUUUGGAUAGGAUUAUACCACGAGACGCCCUCUGGCGUCUGGAAAUGGGUAGACGGUUCAACACUGACGAACGAUGUAUGGAGGCCUGGAGAACCGACCAACCUUAGCGGCCGUAAAAAAUGUGCAGAGAUCGACUCUGGUGCACGCUGGAGCAACAAGGAUUGCAAUCGAAACUUUUCUUACGUUUGCGAAAUACAGGAAAACAGCGAAUGUUUUACGAGGACUGACGGUAGAGACUACAAAGGUCAUGUAAACAUCACUGCUGCCGGUGGCAAAUGCUCCGAUUGGAAUCGAGAUUCCAUGAGCGCCCUCAACCUCGACCCCAUCUCGGACACUGAAUGGCUAGCUCUGGAAGGCCAUAAUUACUGCCGUAAUCCAGGCGGUCUAAGAGACUCAACCUGGUGCAUAGAAAACCAAAGUGAGGGGUCAGUGACCUGGAAACCUUGUUAUAUAGGCGAGCCACAAGUCUCGUGCAUUAAAGGGAACCAGCCAACACCUCGCAGUUUUGCUACGCCCUGCACAGACCGGCGCCCUUGCGACCGUGGUCACACAUGCCAUCCGGUUAUACGGGAGUGUAUCUGCCCAAGUGGCUACCAAGGAGAUUUCUGCCGUGAGAGAUGCAAUCCUGGUAAGUUCGGCUAUAACUGUGACGCCAAUUGUCCACCGUGCCCAGGAGAAGAACCUUGCCACUAUGUGACAGGCGAGUGUACACUCAAGGAAGAAGGUGAUAUCACCAAUCCACCAGGCGGCAAACCCACAGUACCAUGCGGAGGGAUAUGUAGUGUAGCCGUGAGAGUCGGCUGUAUCUGCGACAGCACUGAUGGCUCUUGUCCCUGUCCUGCGUACGUGGUUGCUGUACUCGCCCUCUUCAUAGCUAUCUGGGUCGUGCUGGGGUUUGCUUGUCUGGCCUGUGGCAUCAUUCGAAGACGCAGAAACCUCACAAGGGUUGAGUACAAGCGCGAUUCUGACUACUGCGAAGAAAUUGGUACCGAUUCCGACACUGAUGACGGAUUGGAAAACCAACAGAUUUCUGCUCAACCUGGGAAAGAAGUUGUUUCGGAGACAUCGGUGGGGGCAACUUUGGGUGUUAUGGACAACUUCGAGUCAAGUACUGCGGUGCUUCUCCACGACUCACCUCAAAGUAGACCGUCUGUACUGCCCACGGCGCCCCCUCUCACAGUGGAUUCCCAAGUCGGGGAAUCACCACCACCCUCACCAUUCUAUCUUAACGUGACGCGCUACCGCGACGACACCGAAUACUCUGACCCUUAUGAACUCCUUGGUCGAGAGCCGCUCUGGAGGCGUUCUGCCCCUGGGCCGGACGAAGUCUGGGAACCGUUCCUGUUCCGCCCAGUCACCAACCUGGAGGAGCUCAACAGUGCCCCAAAUGGCUAUGUGAAUGACUCCAUCAUCAAACUGAAAGAAAAAAGGCGCAGCAAUCGAGGCAACCACAUGCCCUAUCGACUCCGAUUCUCCUUCCGAAGUAAAGAACUUGAGAACAAGGCAGCAGCCUCAGUUGCGGGCGAAACUCAUCACAAGCGCACCUUCAAACAGAAACCUCCGCUAAAACCUAAACCAGACAACAUCAAGCUGCGACCUCUAAUCCCCAGCAAAAACAAGGCAUGCAACAGACCAAGUUGCUCAGGUUCUGGGACACUCUCACGUAGGUCUGAUCCUCAGAGCAGUACGACACGCCGUGACGAGUUGGAGCUACAAAUCCUCGGCCAACAUUCACCAACAAACUUGGCGCGUCAUUCAACGGAUACUAGGCGCCACAAGUUCCAGAGAGGGACCUCAGUUCCAAAUUCGGGAACCUGUUGCCAAGGGGAUUCGGAUCCGACAACUCUGAUGCCAUGGCCAUGGAAGGAAGGUGAAGAAAGGUCAGAAGGUCAUGUGUACGUAAACGAAAAAAUUGGACGACCUCGCGUUGCCAAAGCAAGGAGCGUGGACGAAUUUGGCUCAUAACUGACAUAUUGGAAUUAUUCCAAUGUUUUACACAAAUGUUUGAGUUCCUGGAAGAAUUACAGUGCUGAAAACAACUUCAUCAGUCCGUGAGGCUCUUACCGUUUCCAAAUUAAUAAACAUUGAAAUAAAAGAUAGAGAAAUCAUCCUGGGAACUUUUUGCGGGCUUUUACAAUUGUCUCUUUCUUUUGUAAUGAACAUCUUUUGGGGUACUCGGUAGAAAGCAUGACGAAUAGCUUAUUUGCCUCUCGCAACAGUCUUGCCUAUUUGCUUCAGUGAAGAUUAAUUUCAUUGAUUAUCCUUUACGUUCGUCUCCUCUUGCUGUAUAUGAUUUCAACAUGUGACUAUUGCAGCCGAUUUUGUCUUAAAAAGAAGAUGCGAAGCGACUGAUUUGCAGUGGUAAACAUUUCUAGUGUUUCUAUGUGGUAGAGAAUUGAAAGUUGUUUAAUUACACCUUCUACGAGGCGGGGUGGAAGGAAAGGGGCCCAUCCAGCGGCGUGUCCAGCGGUCGAGGUCUCAAGACAAUUGGCACAUUGUAUUUAUUUAUUAUUGGGGGGGUUAACAUGGAUGUGCCACUGGAGACGCGUCGCUAUGAUUAUGUUUUGCAGUUGGACGCAAGUGGCUUUGUUCUUGUAUAGAUAUAAAUCAAAUUCACCCCGUCAUAUAACCGAUCAAAGUGACGAUGGUUCCGCUGAGUUUGGGACAUGUUCACGUACAUAUCCACAUGUAUACGUGUCUAAAAAAGAAAGUAACUUUUGAUGGUCUGAUCAUUUGCUCUGUAAGAGAUUGCUUUGAAUAUAUGUAUAUAUUGAAAAACUAUUUAUGUAAAGACCGAUAGUGUAAGAAAUUGAUGCAGUUGUAUUUAUUUCCAACUAAAAAUAAUCAUGUAAAUAAUAAAAAGAAUCAAAUGUCAAAUAAACUGAAAGAAAAAAUG